AUGUCCGACGAUGAGGAGCGCGUAACCAUGCCGUUCAAGUUUGUGACGGCCGGCUUUGACGCCCGCUUUCCAAACCAGAACCAGACCAAGCACUGCUGGCAAAACUACGUCGACUACCACAAGUGCAUUCUGGCCAAGGGAGAGGACUUCAAGCCUUGCCGCCAGUUUUACCUCGCUUACCGAUCGCUUUGCCCAAUCGGCUGGACGACUAGAUGGGACGACCAGCGGGAGAAUGGUACUUUCCCUUCGAGGCUGGACCAGUAG
Messenger RNA from Ramularia collo-cygni, 264 nucleotides. RefSeq names its product probable COX12-cytochrome-c oxidase, subunit VIB. Gene Ontology annotation, cellular component: respiratory chain complex IV; mitochondrion. Bases 1 to 264 code for a protein of 87 amino acids. The transcript is spliced from 3 exons. The record is from RefSeq and is a predicted model, not a curated record. NCBI's taxonomy places the organism in Eukaryota, Fungi, Ascomycota, Dothideomycetes, Mycosphaerellales, Mycosphaerellaceae.